AUGUUGCAGGCCAUCAAGUACCACGAGGGUCGUCUCGAGAUCCUAGAUCAAUUACAACUUCCAUUCGUCGAGAAAUACAUCCCAAUCCAAACUGCCGAGGAUGGGUGGCAUGCUAUCAAAGAAAUGAAAGUCCGAGGCGCACCAGCUAUUGCUAUUGUGGCCAUGCUCGCCCUUUCCGCUGAACUGUCGACGUUUAGCGCAGCAGAUCAGAUCCCCCAGGCAGCGAAGGAGACUCACGAGUUUAUCGCAAAGAAACUUGACUAUCUUGUCACGAGUCGGCCAACGGCGGUCAAUCUCAGUGAUGCGGUUCGCAAGCUGAGGAGCCUAGUGACCGAUCGCGCAAGUCAGUCUGGGUCUACCGGUCACGACGUUGCCGCCGCUUUCAUGCAGGCUGCGGAGGAUAUGUUGGGAAAAGACCUUGAGGACAAUCAAAAGAUUGGGAACAACGGGGCCGAGUGGAUUCUCGCCCAUGCAGCGAAAUCAGAAGACUCCCAAGUCACUGUUUUGACCCAUUGCAAUACUGGCUCCCUCGCUACUUCAGGUUAUGGCACAGCACUAGGCGUGGUCCGCUCACUAGCAACGAAACACAUCUUACGCCACGCUUAUUGCACGGAGACGAGACCAUAUAACCAAGGCUCCCGCCUUACAGCCUUCGAACUCGUCCACGACAGUAUCCCCGCUACACUGAUUACGGAUUCGAUGGCCGCGGCACUUCUUGCAGAUUCCAGGGCGGGCGUCAAUGCUAUCGUUGUGGGUGCAGACAGGGUUGCAGCCAACGGAGACACGGCCAACAAAAUAGGAACCUAUGGCUUAGCGGUCUUGGCGAAGCAUCACGGUGUCAAAUUCCUUGUUGCAGCGCCGCUCACAACGAUUGACCUGGCCACCAAAGCCGGGGAAGAUAUCAUCAUCGAGGAGCGUCCGGCAACCGAAGUGACUAGCAUCAAAGGUCCCCGCGAAGGGACUGGCACUGACAGCUUGACGUUGGACACCGUGCGAAUUGCUGCGCCAGGGAUCAAUGUUUGGAACCCGGCAUUCGACAUCACUCCGUCUACUCUAAUAGAUGGGAUCAUCACGGAGGUGGGCGUGCUCGAGAAAGGAGACGAUGGCCAGUAUCAUAUGGGUGGUUUGUUCGAUAACCAAGCUCAUUAA
Penicillium alfredii is the source of this 1149-nucleotide messenger RNA. RefSeq names its product S-methyl-5-thioribose-1-phosphate isomerase. Gene Ontology annotation, molecular function: S-methyl-5-thioribose-1-phosphate isomerase activity. The transcript has 2 exons. The record is from RefSeq and is a predicted model, not a curated record. The coding region runs from base 1 to 1149 and encodes 382 amino acids. Lineage: Eukaryota; Fungi; Ascomycota; Eurotiomycetes; Eurotiales; Aspergillaceae.